CAAUGGGCGGCGGGGGCGUGUCGCGAGCGGAGCGGCAGCGGCCUGGCCCGGACGCGCAGCGCGGCGCAGCUCUCACCCUGCCAAGCGGCCGAGGGCCCCGUCCCAGCGCAGCACCAUGAACAUCUUCGACCGGAACAUCAACUUCGAUGCCGUCUUCAAGUUCUCCCACAUCUCAGCUUCCACCCAGGAGCACCUGAAGAGGGUUUAUUCCAGCUUCGCUCUCUGCAUGUUCGUGGCAGCUGCAGGUGCCUACAUCAACGUGAUGACCCACCUCGUGCAGUUCAGCCUCCUGACCGGCCUGGGAGCGCUGGGGCUGAUGAUGUGGCUGACGGCCACCCCGCACAGCCGGGAGACGGAGCAGAAGAGGCUGGGGCUGCUGGUGGGCUUCGCCUUCCUGACAGGCAUCAACCUGGGGCCUCUCCUGGAAAUGUGCAUCUCCAUCAACCCCAGCAUCAUCCCCACAGCCUUCCUGGGCACCGCUGCCAUCUUCACCUGCUUCUCGCUCAGCGCCCUGUACGCCCGGCGCCGCAGCUUCCUCUACCUGGGAGGUUUCCUUCUGUCUGGCCUCACCCUGAUGCUUCUGUCCUCCGUGGUUAACGCCUUCAUGGGAUCCGCCUGGCUCUUCACGGCCAACCUGUACCUGGGGCUGAUGGUCAUGUGUGGCUUCGUGCUGUUCGACACGCAGCUCAUCAUCGAGAAGGCUGAGAGCGGGGACAAGGAUUACAUCUGGCACUGCGUCGAUCUCUUCCUCGACUUCGUGGACAUCUUCCGGGAGCUGCUGAUGAUCCUGGGCAUGGCCGAGAACAAGAAGAAGAAGGAGAAGAAGUGAAGCAGCCCCGGGCCGUGGUGGAGCCGCCCCCUCCCCGCCCCUUCCCCUCUCCAUUAAAGGGGUCGUUGCUUUGCUGCCCACCAGCAGCUCAGAAGCUGGGUUUUUUUGCUCCUUUUGGGUUUUUCCUCUUCGUUUCCCGCUUUUUCCCGGUUGUUUUUGGUUAAAAACCAGCCCACUUGUGGAUCCCGCCGCGGUUCUGCUCCUCCCCCUUCGCCCGCCCCCCCGCGCCCACCCCCUCGGGAUUGUUGCAACACCGCGAUAGAGGUUUCUCACCAGGUGUAGCCCCCCCUCGCCUCCCCUCUGCCCACCGUGAUGGUUUUGGGACGGGGGAGGGGAAGCAGCGGGGACCCCCUGAAGCCAAAAACCUCCGCGAGGAGCCUCAUUCCGCACCAGUGCCAAGAAACCCGAGGGGAGGGACACGUGGGGCUGCGCGAGCAGCCGCGGGUGCGAUGGGUUUGGGCUCUGAGCUCUUUCCUUCCCCUCCCUCCCUCCCUCCCCCAGCGCCGACGGCUCUUUGUACACCGGGACGAGUCAAUAAAACACUCAAGAGUUGAA
Messenger RNA from Colius striatus (speckled mousebird), 1384 nucleotides. It is a transcript of the gene TMBIM6, whose product is annotated as transmembrane BAX inhibitor motif containing 6. Gene Ontology annotation, biological process: cellular response to unfolded protein; negative regulation of apoptotic signaling pathway; negative regulation of RNA splicing. Bases 116 to 829 code for a protein of 237 amino acids. NCBI's taxonomy places the organism in Eukaryota, Metazoa, Chordata, Aves, Coliiformes, Coliidae. The record is from RefSeq and is a predicted model, not a curated record. Gene Ontology annotation, molecular function: enzyme binding. The transcript is spliced from 10 exons. Gene Ontology annotation, cellular component: mitochondrial membrane.